AUGGAGCGUACAGCUUUUUUCUCCUUCAUUUCACCAUUUUGGUCCUAUUCCAUCAUCAUCGCAAUUCCUCUCUUCAUACUCACCAGAACCGUAAAAUACCCUCGCUCUACCCCUACACCACUCCGUAAACUCCCUCCAGGCCCCAAACCGUGGCCUAUUAUCGGUAAUUUACCUGAAAUGCUUUCGAGCAAGUCUGUGUCCAAAUGGAUACACCAUCUUAUGAAAAACUUAAACACUGAGAUUGCAUGUAUCAAGCUGGGAAAUGUUCAUGUGGUUCCGGUGAUUGACCCUACUAUAGCCUGCGAGUUCUUGAAGAAACAAGACGACAGUUUUGUGUCAAGGCCUAUGAGCAUGUCCACUCAUCUCAUCUCACGUGGCCAUUUAACAGCGGGCAUCGUGCCAUAUGGAGACCAAUGGAAGAAGAUGAAGCAGAUGGUGGUGAAGGAUUUGCUUUCUCCUGCCAAGCAUCGAUGGCUUCAUGACAAAAGAAUGGAGGAGGCUGACAGCCUCGUGCGCUUCGUUUAUAUGAGUCAGAAUAACAAUGAAGGAGGCCUUGUAAAUGUGAGGAUUGCUGCUCAGCAUUUCUGUGGGAAUGUCUUAAGGAAGACGAUCUUCAAUAAAAGGUAUUUUGGAGAGGGUGGUGAGGAUGGGGGGCCAGGCUUUGAGGAAAUAGAGCAUGUGGGUGCACUCUUUGUAAUUGUCAAAUACUUAUAUGCCUUCUGCGUUUCUGACUUCGUGCCAUGCUUGAGGAGAUUUGACUUGGAUGGGCAAAAGAGACUGUUGAAAAAUGCUCUGAGGAUAAUGAACAAGCAUCAUGAUCCCAUCAUUGAAGCGAGAAUCAAACACUGGAAGGAUGGCACCAAGACUGAAACUGAGGACUUGCUCGAUGUCAUGAUUUCUCUCAAGGAUGCUCAUAAUAACCCCCUAUUGUCCAUGGAGGAAAUCAAAGCGCAAAUUAUAGAACUAAUGUUUGCAACAGUGGACAAUCCAUCGAAUUCCGCAGAAUGGGCACUCGCAGAAAUGAUAAACCAGCCAGAAGUUCUUAUAAAAGCCGCCGAAGAAUUGGACCAAGUAGUAGGUAAGAACAGGCCUGUGCAAGAAUCAGACAUACCAAAACUCAACUACAUCAAAGCCUGCCUAAGAGAAGCCUUUCGUCUUCAUCCCGUUGCUCCAUUCAGUGUCCCCCGUGCAUCGAUUUGUGACACGAUGGUUGGCAACUACUUCAUCCCAAAAGGCAGCCACGUAUUACUGAGCAGACAGGAGUUAGGGCGAAACCCUAAGGUUUGGGAGGAGCCUCUUAAGUUCAAACCCGAACGACAUCUCAUGGACGAUGGCUCUGAUGUGUUCUUGACAGAAACAGAUCUGCGGUUCAUAACCUUCACAACAGGAAAACGUGGAUGUCCAGGAGUGGUGCUUGGGACCACUCUCUGUGUGAUGUUGCUUGCUAGGUUGAUCCAUGGAUUCGCUUGGAGUGCUCCACCAAAUCAAACGAUCAAGCUUGUUGAGUCUGAGAAUGAACCCUUCAUCUCUCAGCCACUAGUGGUCGUUGCAAAACCAAGGCUGCCUAAUGAGGUUUACCUCUUGGAUUAA
Neltuma alba is the source of this 1590-nucleotide messenger RNA. Its product is annotated as isoleucine N-monooxygenase 2-like. Bases 1 to 1590 code for a protein of 529 amino acids. The transcript has 3 exons. Gene Ontology annotation, molecular function: iron ion binding; heme binding; monooxygenase activity. The record is from RefSeq and is a predicted model, not a curated record. Lineage: Eukaryota; Viridiplantae; Streptophyta; Magnoliopsida; Fabales; Fabaceae.